ACAAUCACUGUUUAACUCACCAGCAGGUAGCGCUGCUUUGCGCGCAGUGACCCGACAAGGAAAAAAGUUUGAGUGCUGAGAUUUAACGCUUGCGCAGAACAGGUUGCUCGGCCAGUUCCUCUGGUUCACUUACCUGAGAGGUACACUAGUUUCGGUUAAAAACAGAAAGGAAGAGCAGACGCCGGGGUCACGCGCCAUCAUUCAACCGAACUCGGACUCCGCUAAGCGAGAGAAAGAAAAGUUCAGUAAAAGCGUAAAUAUAUUGAGAUAAGGAUUAAACGCGUGAAAGGACUCUGGGAGUAUUUCGUUGUGUCUCUGCGGGCGGCAGGUGUGCUCGUGUAUUCUCUCCCGCACGGCACUAUAUUCCUUUGAGGUAAGCGAAGGAGCUCGUGACAGGUCUCGACUUUUCCCCCGCCGCAUUACACACGCUUAUUCCGGUAGACGCCACCGUCACGGAACGCCCGUAAAACAGCUGGAUGCCUGCCGAGUGUCGCCGUUAGCAGUCCGGUGCCGUUUUCCCUGGUUGAGAAAAGCGUCGUCUGGUCCCCCGUGGGGAAAAGAUGAUGGGCUUUCUGCGCAGGACGUUUAGCCGUCGGUCAAAGAGACGUUUUCGGACGUCAGACGAGCCUGACGGGACCGGCAGAAGCGGAAAUGCGAUGCUUCAGGCGCACCAGCAGCAGGUGAUUCACGCGCCGACUGUUGUGACCGGGGGAGCCGUGGUCCACAUCCCCGCAGCGGGCAACAGCAAAGACGCCAUCACAUGCAGAGUCCUGCUGCUGGACGGAUCGGAUGUCAGUGUGGAGUUACCGAAACACUCCAGGGGACAGGAUCUGUUUGAUCAGAUUAUGUAUCAUUUGGAUCUGGUGGAGGCUGAUUACUUUGGCCUGCAGUUCAUGGACCUAGAGCAGGUUGCGCACUGGUUGGAUGCAACCAAGCCCAUAAAGAAGCAGAUUAGACAUGGACCUCCGUACAGAUUGUUUUUCAGGGUUAAGUUCUAUUCAUCGGAGCCCAAUAACCUUCACGAAGAGUUUACCAGGUAUCUCUUUGUACUGCAGCUUAGACAAGACAUACUGUCCGGCAAGUUAAAAUGUCCGUAUGAUGUGUCUGUGGAGCUUGGGGCGUAUUGUCUACAGAGUGAACUUGGGGAUUGUGACCCAUUAGAACACUCAGUUGUUUUGAUUUCCGAGUUUCGUUUUUCACCCAAACAGACAGAAAUUAUGGAGGCGGACAUCUUUCGCAAAUGGGUAGAGUAUAGGGGAAUGAGUCCAUCUCAAGCAGAGCUGAACUUUCUCAAUAAGUGCAAGUGGCUGGAGAUGUAUGGAGUGGAUAUGCACUUUGUGAAGGGACGGGAUGGAGGAGAAUACGCCCUGGGACUCACGCCAACCGGAAUCUUAGUGUUCGAGGGUUCUAGCAAAAUUGGUCUCUUCUUUUGGCCAAAAAUAACCCGUCUUGACUUCAAAAAGAACAGACUGACUCUGGUAGUGGUGGAAGAUGACGAAAAGGGCCGAGAGCAGGAGCACACUUUUGUGUUCCAGCUGUCGAGUUCUCGGGAAUGCAAGCACUUAUGGAAGUGCGCGGUGGAAAGCCACGCCUUCUUCCGGCUCCGACAACCAACCCAUAGCAGGAACAGCCGCAGCGACUUCACACGACUCGGCUCCCGCUUUAGGUUCAGUGGAAGGACUGAAUAUCAGGCCACACACAGUGGUAAAGUCAGGAGAGCGAGCACUUUUGAGAGAAGGCCAAGUAAGAGAUACCCAUCACGAGCACAGUCAUUGGGCAAGGCCAUCACUCCAGCGAAACAUCCACAUCUAAGCGCUCAAGCCAGCCCACGCUCACAACAGUAUACACACAACAUUCCAAUUGCACAGGAACCCUGGCAAAGAUCACAUCCGUCUAGUUUAACCCACCCUCUAUAUGUACAGCCGAUGGAGUUGGGCCAUGUUCCACCACCACACAGUUUUCCUUUAAGCAGCGCAGACACUCGGAGGUUCAGUGUUGAAGAAAAUGAAGCUCCGCUCCUCUCUGGGAAAAUACAUCGCUGCGUCCAUCACCAUGGAUACGAAAAACCGGAAGCGUUAUGCAUCACGACAGCCAAACCUAAAGCUUGGGUUGUGUCUCCUGGACGGACAGAUGAGCUGGAUCGAGCUUUACACAGUCAGCAUCAGCUGGAAGCAGAACCUGCACCUUGGCCAUCCCUUCACAUCAACAUAGACAUGGCAGAAGAAAAACCUCUUUCUGAGAAAAGUCUUCCUUCCUCCCCUGCGGUUUUACAAGAGCGUCUCAAGAGCAACAUCUCCAAACGUACCACCCAAAGUGAUAGUGGAACCUCAAAGGGGAACUCUUCAAGUGGAGACCAAACUGACAGGUAUCCCAGCUCAUCGCAGGAUUCGGGAUCAAGCAGUCUGAAUAUAGAGAAGCCAAAAGUAGACCGCCGCAAACGCCUCGUCCGACAGUUCAGCUUUAACCAUAGUGAUGAAGAUGACCUCCCAGAAGCACUUGCAGCCAUCUCUUCCCAGAGCAGUAUGGGAAAGACUACAUCAAACAGCUCCUUGGACAAACAGGUCCAGCCACCAAUAUAUCCACCGCAGAAGGAUGCUCAACGGUUAGAGCAUUCUCCACUGUUGUGCCCAAAUCCUGUACCUCACCUGCUACCCUAUACCACACACACACAAAGCUCUGAAGACCUGCGGGUGGAUAGAGAAAAACUACUGAGGGCUCUUUUAAUGACCGAACUCUGAGACGGCACGUACGCUCAUAACACAACUGCUUACAGACAACAAGACUAAACUGGACUAAAGAGCCCUUAACUCGAUGCACUAAUUUACACACUACUUGGAUCUGUAACAAACCUCGAUGAUAGAAGAGCUAUUCUAACAUUAUGCCAAUAUCACAAAGCGAUGUUUAAAGCCUUCACAGAAACAUUUGUGACCCUGCCUAUGAAAAUUAAGCUAAAGUAAUUUUUGUUAUAUAGUGUUUUCUGCGUAAAAUCUUCUAUAUUCUAAUAUUUUUGACCGUGUAAGGUCAUGUCAAAGAUUAAAAUCAAUGAGUAAAAACUAAUUCGAUUAUGAGACUUCAGCCUGGUUUCUUGGGCAGGGUCAUAUUUGUGCACAUGUGUGUUUUUCUUAAUAGCAUGGCAGUGCCCCUGUAAACUGUAUCAUGACAUAAAGUCUUUAUACUUAUUUUUCUCUGAAUGUUUUACAAUGUAUGUUUAUAAUUUUCUGAGGUUUGAUGUUGAAAGGACACAGUUUGUUCAAAUGGGUCAGCGCAUAGGCCUGUAUUUUUGGCAGUGUUCAGAAUAGCAUUAUGUGUGUAUACUUCUCACAGUUUUCCACUUUUCUGCAUGUAUGUAAUCUGAAUAACCAACAUAAUUUGCCAAAAAAUUUAAUUUACACUGUAUCCCAUAGAGACAAAAGUCAUUUAUGAUUAAGCAGGGUGUAUAGGCCUAUUUUUUGAGGUCACGAGGUCAACAUUAUAUUAGGUCAUGUAACAAUUUGCACACGAAUGUUUCACAUAUGUAUUUUGUCAUGACGUAGGCUACUGGCCGUUUCUCAAACGGAAGACUGCAUCAUAUGAAGGUCGCAUAUGCAGGCUGCAUACGUAAUCAAGCCUGGUUUAUUUCCGUUAACUGCGGGCAUUACAUUCGCAAGUCAUAGCAUAUUGCAACAAUUUACGAUUAAUGAAGAAUAAUGGUCAACUUUAUAAUGGUUAAUAUUCAGAAAUAAUUUAAUUUAAUUAUAAUUAAUUUCGAACUGAGAAGAGAAAAACAAAAACCUUUUAAAACACACAAAUAAUUAUCGAAUAAACAAAACAAAAUUUACAUAAUACUCAACUCUUUCGAAAAGGGAUAGGAAGAAGCCCUGGGCUUAUCAAAUCCUAUCCCCAAUAAACUCACAUCAAACAAUAUAAAU
Messenger RNA from Misgurnus anguillicaudatus (oriental weatherfish), 3908 nucleotides. Lineage: Eukaryota; Metazoa; Chordata; Actinopteri; Cypriniformes; Cobitidae. The record is from RefSeq and is a predicted model, not a curated record.